This is a messenger RNA of Procambarus clarkii (red swamp crayfish), 3037 nucleotides long. RefSeq names its product nose resistant to fluoxetine protein 6. NCBI's taxonomy places the organism in Eukaryota, Metazoa, Arthropoda, Malacostraca, Decapoda, Cambaridae. Gene Ontology annotation, molecular function: acyltransferase activity, transferring groups other than amino-acyl groups. The record is from RefSeq and is a predicted model, not a curated record.
CCAUGGUCUAGAGCGGGAGUCUCCGACGCAAGGGAGGCGGGACACCUGAUAAGAUUACCUCCAGCAGAUGGGAAAACAAUUACGGCGGACCUAGAUCACUGGCUGUGUGCUGAGGACCGCCACACGCUGCCUGCUGACCCGCUCCACUCUUGGAGUUGUUGGGAAAAACAGGGUUGAUAUUGACGGGGAAGAAAAGAAGAAGACAGAAGUGGAUGACUUAGAGGUGAGGAGGAAGACAACCAUUACAGCUGACGGACUAGACAGGAGGUUCACCAGGAGCCUGCACACCGACAAUUAGGGUCAGCAGAUCUUCUACUGCAACAUUCGGAGAAUAACUUGGAACAGUGAGCUGAUCCAUCAGCCAUCCUGACAGUAGAGUGCCUUCAAUCCUAGACACACAGCUGUCAUCACCAUUAUGGCGGCGAUUCUGGCAUUGAUCUUCCUUGUUUUGCUUCCACAUUGCCGAGGCUUCCUCCCACCUGCCCCCAGCGGUGGCCUCGGGGGCGGGGUGAGAGCAGGUACCAUGGGGGCUGGAGACGAGCUGAGAAAGGUGACUCUGGAAGACACGUCGUCUCGUGGGGGACGCGUCCUGGAAACGGCCAGAGGUGAAGACAUACUGAGGUCUGCGCUGGGUAGUGGCCCAGGGUCGCUGGGCUCACUAGUGGCCCUGGCCCCCAGUGCCUUCCUGAACCUGGCACCACUCUACCUGCCUGAUCCAGCCAAAGUCAAUCCUGACUGCCGCAGGGACCUGCUGGCACUCUACACAGCUUUCGACAAGUUGAACUACCUCCUCAAAGCUGGCACUCUCUGGCCUCUUAAAUUGGUUGACUCUUGGGGGAAGUUUGCUGACGGCAUAAUGCUUGGAAACCUCAAACUGGUCGGUUUCUUCAGCGAAUGUGUCAACCUCCGCGUUCGUCCACAGACUCUGAACACCUCUCAGAUUCCAGAGCUUCAAGACUAUCGUCCAGGCCUCGAUGACAACACUUUCGACCUUGAAGGCAUCUUUUUGGGGCUCAAAGACAACCUACGAAAGAUCCAUAGAACAACAAAUUCUCGUUCAAACUUACACAGCCCACAAAACCUCAAGCAGCGUGUUCCAGACUUGCACCCAGGUCUUCGUGGUUUCCAGUCAGAUUCUCCUUUGGUUCUCAACGCCAGCUUCCAGGGACAGUACUGCCUUCUCAACUAUGGGCCGUCAGGCAACACUAGUGGGUCAGGUCCGGCAGCCAGGACCCCUCUAGUCUCAGCCAACCUUCCAUUGUACGCCAGCCUACUCUACUACGCCACCUGCAUCCCUUCCACCUGCACACCCACUGAGCUCAAGGCCUCUGUGGAUGACGUUCUGGCCCACACUGGUCAACACGUCAGGUCCAUACAGUGUCAGGUCGACCGCCAUCACACCCUCGACUCUUCUCAGCUCACUGGCAUCGUGCUACUGAGCAUCGUAGGCGCGGUGCUGGCGGCAGCGACGGUGUUGGACCUGUGGACCAGGAGCCUCGCCUCCACCACUCACCUCAGACAAGGAAGACUGCGUUACCUGCUGGUGUUCUCAGUGAGUGAGAACCUGCAGAAGUUGUUCCAGGUGACGGUGACCAGGUCCCCCGGGGUGAUCUCCUGCCUCCAUGGCAUCAGGUUCCUCUCCAUAACGUGGGUGGUGUUGGGUCACCAGUACGCCUACUCCACCAGUGUCGCCCAGAACGAACUCGCCCUUGUCAAGAUGUCGAAGCCAGUAGCGUUCCAGGUGAUCGCCAACGCUGACGUGAGUGUGGACACGUUCUUCUUGAUGAGCGGCCUGCUGGUGAGCACGGGCCUCCUGCGCCUGGUGGCCACCUCCGGCACCUUCAACGCUCCCUACUACUACAUCCACAGGAUAGUCAGACUACUGCCGCCCAUUGCUCUGACGGUGUUGGUGGUGGCCACCGUGUCUGGCCUGUUCGUGGAGGGUCCGGCGUCGCAGGGUUACACCACCUACUACCUGAAGGGGUGUAGACACUCCUGGUGGAUGGACCUCACCUUCACCAGCAACCUUUUCUUUCCCUAUCUUGUGAAGAUGGGCAAGACCGACGAGGGUUCCACCUGUUUGCCUCACUGCUGGUACACGGGCGUGGACAUGCAGCUGUACCUGGUCACCCCUCUCGUCCUCCUGCCCCUCUGCUUCUGGCCCAAGAGUGGUGGAGCGUGGGCGUGGGUGUGGGCGUGGACGGCAGCGUCUGUGGUGGUCCCCGCUGUGGUGGUGGGCGCGUACCACACUUGGCCAGCCAGCCUCCUCCUCCAGAAUGACACGGAGGCCAUGCUGGAGUACAACCACAAGGUGUACUUGAUGCCCUGGUGUAGAGCCGGACCCUACAUGGUCGGAGUGUGGGCCGGCUACACCCUCCACAGGGCCACGGACGCCCCCGCCCUCGCCCGCCUCAACAAGUGGCAGGUGGUGGUGGGGUGGGUGAGUGCCGUGGUGGUGGCCCUGGCAGUGUUGCUCGGCAUCGCCAGGUACAACUACGUCGGCACCCCCAGCACCGUCCCUCAGAUGUCCCUGCUGGAGGCCGUCUUCUACGGAGGAGUGCACCGGACGGCGUGGGCCGCGGCCGUGGCCUGGGUCAUCCUGGCCUGCCACUGGGGCUACGGAGGGCCGGUAAAUUGGGUGUUGUCUCAUCCAUGCUGGCAGCCUCUGAGUAGACUCACCUACUGCGUCUACCUCACCUCUCUACCCCUGCAGUUUAUGCUUCUCUACUCCACACAGCGACCAACCUACUACACCCACAUCACCAAGGUGCAGGAGGCGUGCGGGACACUGCUGCUGGCUCUGGCCGCCGCCGUCUUCGUCACCCUCGUCGCAGAGUCUCCCAUCCUCCGCCUCGAGAAACUCCUCCUUCACUCCUCAGGCGCACGUAAAGAACCAGAGGAGGCGGUAGCUGAUAGAGAGGUGAUGGAGGAGGCAAGAGAAUCUCAGCUCGACCUCCGAGACGUCAAGGUUGACCUCCAUGAUGACCUCCGGAACUAGAGGACACUAAGUUUUGUAUUUAUUAAAUAUAUGAACAUA